AUCCGGUUUAGUCCGGUUCAAUCUCCGGUUUUAGAAAAGCAGGAAUCCGACAUGAACAUGGAAACCCAAAGCUUCAUACUCCUUCCAAUUUUUUCUCGUCCUUUAACUCCUUCUAUACCUCCUUGAAACCCUAACCCUAAAAUUCUUCUUUCGUGGAACAAAGAGUGAGAGAGCGAGCGAGCGAUGGAGACUCACUUCAAUCACAGUCUCUUCGAGAGGCGCCCCUUCCUCAAGUCCAAGGCUCCCGCCGUUAAAUGGGUCAAAGAAUGGGUUCCCCAAGAUGUUGUAGCAACCGGAGGGAAGUGCAUGCUCUUAAGAUGGGUAACAGAGGAUACUUUAAAAGCCUUGAAAGAGAAGGAAAAAGAACCUUCAGCACCCGAGCCAGAACCUGAGCCAACUACAGAAGUACUUUUUCUUUGCAGCUAUGAAGGCUGUGGAAAGACAUUCAUAGAUGCUGGUGCUUUGAAGAAGCAUUCUCACAUCCAUGGAGAGAGGCAAUUUACUUGCCAUUAUGAGGGAUGUGGAAAGAAAUUUCUGGACAGCUCAAAGUUAAAAAGACAUUUCCUCAUUCAUACUGGGGAGAGGGACUUUGUAUGUACUUUUGAAGGCUGUGGUAAGGCCUUCUCCCUGGAUUUCAACCUGAGGUCUCACAUGAAGACACAUUCACAAGAGAACUAUCAUAUAUGUCCAUACCCGGAUUGUGGAAAGAGAUAUGCUCAUGAAUACAAGCUAAAGAAUCAUAUUGCAUCUCAUCAUGAAAAGAAUACACCAGUGGAUGUGACAAAGUAUACACCGCCUUCGGAGAAACAAACAAAAACUACUAAACCUUCCGGGGGAAAUUACGGUUCGGCAUCAUCUGAUCGCCCACAUGCAUGUCCUUAUAAAGGGUGUGAAAAGGCCUACAUUCAUGAAUACAAGCUUAAACUACAUUUGAAGAGGGAGCAUCCUGGCCAUAUGUCUGAUGAAAAUGCUGUGCAUGCCCAGGCUAAUGUUGACAACGAAAUGGAUGAAGCAAGUGACCAAGAUGCCUAUGGCAGGAAACAAUCAAAUGGUAAAAGUCAGAAACAAAGUAGGCCCAAGCCAAACCUGAAGUUGCCUCCUCCCAAAAUUGCCCAACGAAAAGGGUCAGCUCCAACUCCUGCCACUUUGAAUGUGAUUAAAAAACCUUGGCCAGUGAAAGAUGAAACAUACGAUGAAGACAGCGAAGAAACUGAGGAGGAUGGCGACAAUGUUGAAGAUGGUUGGAGAUAUGCUGGAAACAACGAAGAUGAUGAUGAGGAAACAGAAUAUGAAGACUGAUAUUUACCUAUGGCAUCUCCCUCUCUUAUUUCUACUCUCCUCUAAGGUCUGUUUUCUUUUUAUUUACUUUAAGAAAUGCCAUUUUCUUGUCAUACACAGUAUAUUGGUUAUUGGAAGCAUGAAUUAUGCGGUAGGAUGAAUUUAUAUUAAUAAAAGUUGAUGUAAUAUUCUUAUGGUUU
Molecule: messenger RNA, 1478 nt
Organism: Gastrolobium bilobum
Lineage: Eukaryota; Viridiplantae; Streptophyta; Magnoliopsida; Fabales; Fabaceae
Product: zinc finger transcription factor YY1
Exons: 6
Coding region: 184-1299 (371 amino acids)
Biological process (GO): regulation of transcription by RNA polymerase II
Cellular component (GO): PcG protein complex; transcription regulator complex
Molecular function (GO): RNA polymerase II cis-regulatory region sequence-specific DNA binding; DNA-binding transcription factor activity, RNA polymerase II-specific
Source: RefSeq, a predicted model, not a curated record